Molecule: messenger RNA, 598 nt
Organism: Papaver somniferum (opium poppy)
Lineage: Eukaryota; Viridiplantae; Streptophyta; Magnoliopsida; Ranunculales; Papaveraceae
Exons: 3
Coding region: 10-396 (128 amino acids)
Source: RefSeq, a predicted model, not a curated record
GGAAGAGAGAUGAAUUAUGAUUUUGCUUCUCCUUGUUCUUCACCACCGACACCUUCAUCUCCGCUUCCAGUCAGUGUAGAUGUAGGACAAGAGAGUCCUUUGUUUCGACAGUCUCGACAGUUCAAUGCCUACAGACAUUCGACCAUGACAUUGGGCUGGGAUAAUCUUAGACAACCAUCAGCCUUUUCUCUAGAUCAAGAGCCGCACAAGGACAAUACAGUCUACAAGGAAAGUUCGUGUUUGAAGAACUUGAUAAAGUGGCUCUUCCUCGAGUGUUGCAGGAUGAAGUGGCUCUUCCUCAAGUGUUGCAACUGGUGCUCUCGGCUUACUACUCUCCCAUCAAAACCAAAAGAAUCAGAUCAUCCUUUCCAAGAUAGCUUACAUUGGAAACUUUAAAACUACGGAUACAUUUUAUGUUUCUAUCACCUUCUAGUAGUCAAUGUCCAAAAACUACAUUAAAUAUUAUGUGCAUUUCAAAAUCAGACUAUUGGAUACCCUCAAGUAUCGUGGGUAAAUCCACUGAGUACCAUUUAUGUGUAAGAUACCUUAGACUGCAUGUAACAUCAGAUAAUACUAAUACAGUGAAUAUUGAGAAGCA